Spodoptera frugiperda (fall armyworm) is the source of this 4388-nucleotide messenger RNA. Its product is annotated as GATA zinc finger domain-containing protein 7-like. The record is from RefSeq and is a predicted model, not a curated record. Bases 267 to 4346 code for a protein of 1359 amino acids. The transcript is spliced from 3 exons. Lineage: Eukaryota; Metazoa; Arthropoda; Insecta; Lepidoptera; Noctuidae.
UUUGUCACCAACAAAUUAUAGUGUUGCCUAUAAAAAUGCCAAGGCCCUAUAAUUUUGACAAGUGAUGUAAUAAUAAUAAAAUAAAUACGUUUAAUAGUUUGUGUGUAGUGACAGCAACAAUUAGGGUAUUGUCACGCCGUCUGUCCAUCACGUACCCACGAACAUCUAAAUAGUUAUUAUAGGUUUAUGGGUGGUAUAAAUAUCAUUUGUUUUUUUGGGAUCAUCACACAUCUCAAGUUAGUCCUGGUGAGGAUACAACAAUAGAGAUGAAGUGGUUUUUGAUUACUCUGGCCAUAGGCCUAGCGGCUUCGGAUAAACUGGACCAUACCUACCUUCCACCACCAGGUGCUCAAUUUGCUGGAGGUAUUCUUGGCAACCAAGAUGCUCCACUGCAACCUCCUCAUCAUGCGCAUCCAGAGACAGGUCAUAUCAUUCCGGGACACGAACACCACCACCCAACUUUAGGAGUGAAUGGAGAUUUUGGUGAUAAGAUCCCAAAAGUACCUUUCAAUUACAAUCAGGAGAAUCUCCCAACUACGACCACCUCAUACGCGUUUUCCCAGACAACGACUUAUCCGCCAACCGAAGUUUUCAAUCCCGCAAACUUACCUAUAAAUCCUGUUACUGGACUUCCAAUUCUGUUGGAACAAGGAAACGUUCCUUUUGGAUCUACUCAAGGGCAACAAAACAUUCAGCAGUUGCCAGGUAUUAAUCAAAGUCAACAACCAGUUUAUGGAACCAAUGUACAACCUGGAGUUGGACCCCAAGGAUCAAACACCAUCAACUUUGACCAGCCUGGUUUCAACCAACCCAUAAACCAGAUUUCAGGUCAAUACCCAGGUCAGAAUUUGGUUAAUCCUGGAGGCGUGCAAAUACCUGGAUCAGUCAAUCAACUGCCAGGUCAAAAUCAAGGACAAUUGCCUAUUGGACAAGGUAUUGUGCAACAGGGCCUUCUACCUACCGGACCCACUAACCAGCCUUUCAACCAAUACCCAGCACAAAAUUUGGGUAAUAAUAAUGGAGGCGUUGUAUCCAUUCCUGGUGGAAACCAAGGCUUCGUCCAAUACCCUAAUCAAGGUGCAAAUAAUCAGGGAUUGGUACCAUCAACUGUUUCUCCGAUCAAUCCUCAGUCAAGUGUCAACCAGUAUGGCGUUAACUAUGACGAAUCCCAAGGACCUCUUACCCAGGGAACUUACACUGGUCAGCCAAUAAAUGUAGGAGACACUCAGCCUACUCAAACAUCGUACCAAAACCAGGGACCUUUUAAUACUGGUGGAAUAUCACAGUAUUCUACUGAACGCCCUGAUGUAUCUGGACCAAGAGGACAAGGGUUUACUCCAUCUUACUACAACGGUCUUACAAGCACUACACCAUUUUCAACAAUCCCAUCUUCUACCUCUGGAUAUUCUUCUGUCAGACCAGUAUAUCGCCCAGAAAGACCUCAAGCUGAAGCUGAUAGAAACGCAGUCAUUCUUAACUACGAAAACGUUCUUACUCCAAACGGUUACUCCUAUAGCUUUGACACUUCCAAUGGUAUUCAUGCUGACGAAAGUGGAAUUGUUGAUAAUGGAACAAAGGCACAAGGAUCGUAUUCUUACAUCGGUGAUGAUGGUAAGCAGUAUAGCGUUUAUUAUACUGCCGAUGAAAAUGGGUUCCGGCCUCGUGGUGAUCAUCUACCUACUCCACCACCUAUCCCUGAAGCUAUUCAGAGAGUUAUUGAGCAAGCGGCGAAAGAUGAAGCAGCUGGAAUAGAAGAUGACGGAUCAUACGAUGAAAGGAAGUAUGGUGACGAUAAAUACCAAGGAGUAUCAAAAUAUCGUCGACCACAAAACCAGAACCAGAAAACAUUUGACAAGAAAACCAACGCAGCUACUGAUGGUUUUGUAAAACCUAUAACUGGAAUAAAAGACGUAGAAUAUGAUGAAGAAGUUUCAAAGGAUCAGUUUGGCGAAAACAUUCCGGUCAAUGGAGCUAAGAAAGGAUAUAACAACAACCUGUCAGUAAAACGUCCAUCAAACGAAAACCAAGGAAUUAGAAGGAUUUCAGAAAACUCUGGCAAACCAAUACAGGAUAUAGAUCAAAACGGCAGACCAGUCAAUAAACAAGGAACAUUAAUUCAGGUAAAUAAUCAAAAGAAACAAGGAAGUGCUAAUGGAAAACCUGUUUCAAAUGAUAAUAAAAUCGUUUUUAAUGAUGCCGAGGAUGAAAUCGAUAACAAAGGUUCAACUGUGAACAAUCAGGGCUCCUCGAGACGUCGCCCAUCGUCUGAUGGUGGAAAGGAUACUUCAGUAACCAAAUAUCCUGGAGCUAAUGUAGAUGUCACGACUACUAACUAUCCAAAUACCGAAAGUGACGGUUUCGAAGACAGUGAUGGUCAGAAAAUAGUUUCUGGUAGACCUGGUGCAUCAGAUGAAUAUAAUAACAACAACAAUUUGGAAUACGAUAGCGUCACAGGAGCUUCUAUAGCUGGAGGUAAGAAGCAAACAUUGAGAAAACGAAUCAAGGGUAAUCGUAGACCAGGUUCAAACAACCAAAACGAAAAUCAAAACUUACCAGGACGUAAUGAUAUUCAAGGAAAUGUCAGGACACCAUCGAUUUCAGAAUACAUUGAAAAUGCUGCCAGGCAACCCACUACACACCAACAAACUACUAAACAAGACAAAAAUGGCUACCAUUACCAGCAACCAAGCACAACAUUUGAACAAAAUACCUUCCCAAACCGUUUCAGACCCCAAAAACCUGAUGAGCGUAAUACUGAAUAUGUCGAAGGAACUACUCGAAAACCUUUUAUCACCCCAAACGUAUACGAACAAAAUGGAAAAGCCAGUCCAUCAACGACAAGAAGGCCUUUCAUGACUAAAGGUGUAACAUCACCUUCUGAAAAUGGGUACAGUGAUUAUAAUGACGAUAACUACGCAACUGAUUUAGAUGUUGAUGGCGAAGGAAUCAGUGCUACCAAAACUCCCUUUGAAAAAUCUGAUAUUACCUCUCGACCUUACGGAACAACUCAAAAGGGAUCAAGACCUCGAUAUGGUAUGAAGACACAACAAUCAGAAAUCAGUCAAAAACAACCUCUAAGACCUGGUUAUAAGACUGGGAAUACAGAAACUGUAGCUCCAGGAUACUCGUAUGGGCAAACUUCUUCUACACCAUCACACAAUUCUCGAUUCGGAACUACUGAAGCCCCUCAAAAUACGAAACCUGACGGUCGUAGACCAUCAUCACCUAAUUUCGAAUCAACGACAGCAGUCGGCAGACCAGUCACGCAAUCAUCUUUAGGUCAAACGGUGCCAGACUAUAAAUAUCAAUCAACUGAUCCCAAUUCUAAAUACUUUGACAGUAAUGUAGUGUCUGGUUAUCCAACUUCUGGAUAUACCCCUGGUUAUGGCUCAACAUCUGGUAACCCUUCUGUAUCAACACCUCAGAACUAUUACACGUCUACUUUCAGACCUUCUCAAGGUUACUCAACGACAUCAGCACCUCCUACUUCUGGAUACCAACCAGUUUCUGGUGGCCAAUUCCCAGUUGGACCCACUGGAUCUCCUAUACUUACCCAAGAUAGUACAUUCCAAACUGGUUAUCAUUACGCACCACCAAAAUCUGGCAAUCCUUCAUUUGAUUCCGAUGGUGGAUUUUUCACGCCAACUGACAACUCCAGAGUAUCACCAACUUCACCACCUGGUACUUAUCAAACCACUUAUCAAGGUCCUGGAGGAUUCCCAAGUACUACAGUGGGACCUUCUGUAGGAGGAAGCCAAGACUUUAUUCCGAACCAACAUGGCUCUACUCCAUCCAACACAUCACCGAUUGGAGAUCAUCACUAUCAAAAUUUCCAAAACCAACCAUCCACUCCCGGCUAUUCCACUUCCAUAGUGUCUUCUACUCCAGGAACUAAGGUUACUUAUGACUACCCAGGAUCGCCUAACACUUACAAAGAUACAACUGGAUUUGAAUAUGGACCAUCUACUACCUACCCACCAACUUACUCGACUACCAAUUCACCUUCAACUAUUGGAACAACCCCUGGACCUUACAACCCAACUGGAGCUACAAUUCCUUCACAAGGAUCUUCCACUUAUCGUCCUAGAUUCCAAAAUACAGAGGAUUUGUAUGUAGGCAACCCAGUUGAUGGAUUUGGAAGACCAGUACCAACUAAUCAGGGAUCUAACACAGGGUUUACUUACCCAACUCAAAGCCCAAUUGGGUCUUAUAAUGGACCCAAUUUUGGGGGUAAUCAACCUACAACCACGUACCCUGGAGAUCAACCCAGGGUCAUCGGUGAGGAUUUUAGCGGUCCCAAACAACCUCAGAGGUUUGACCCUGAAACUGGUUACCAUUACAAAUGAUUAACUAACUUAAAACGAUAUUUAUUCUGUUAUUUUAUAAUG